CGCGCAUAAAGUAUACAGAGCUGAACCGAGGAGAUUUGAGGUUAUUUUGACGAACUGAAAAGAUGCCCGAACCGUCGAAAACCGCCCCAGCACCUAAGAAGGGCUCGAAAAAGGCUGUGACCAAGACACAGAAGAAGGGGGACAAGAAAAGGCGCAAGACCAGGAAAGAAAGCUAUGCCAUUUACGUGUACAAAGUGUUAAAACAAGUCCACCCGGACACUGGUAUUUCAUCCAAAGCAAUGGGCAUCAUGAAUUCAUUUGUGAAUGACAUCUUCGAGCGCAUAGCCGGCGAAGCGUCACGCCUGGCUCAUUACAACAAGCGGUCGACCAUCACAUCCCGAGAGAUUCAGACCGCCGUGCGCCUGCUUUUGCCAGGAGAACUGGCCAAACACGCCGUGUCCGAGGGCACCAAGGCAGUGACUAAGUACACAAGCUCCAAGUGAAGGUAGGAGCACAAGAUGGACUGAACGGAAGAGGCGCCUACGGAAGACGGAAGUGAGCUCUGCUCUUUGAUACCGCAUGUUUAUUCCGGGGUUAUUUUGAAGGCAUUUUACAAAAAAGAAGAAGAAAAACCCUGUAUAUUGCAGCCAUUCGUCUUUUCUUUCUUGCUUUUAUUGAAUGUUUGUCCUGAAAUGUACUUGUUUGCAUGUGUGAAUGAAGGCACAGCUUUCCUCAUGUAUGUAACACACUUGGUGCUGUUUAGCUCCAGAAUCGCUGUGGUGCCUGACAGAAAACCUGGGGACAUUUGGGGGUGGGACACGAUUUUAUGUACUGUAUGUAUAUGUCUUGAUAAUGAACAUUAGUUCACAAUGACUUUUGUCAACUCUCAGAAUAAACACGUUGACACCAGUGCA
Molecule: messenger RNA, 854 nt
Organism: Ictalurus furcatus (blue catfish)
Lineage: Eukaryota; Metazoa; Chordata; Actinopteri; Siluriformes; Ictaluridae
Product: histone H2B 3
Exons: 1
Coding region: 63-443 (126 amino acids)
Cellular component (GO): nucleosome
Molecular function (GO): protein heterodimerization activity; structural constituent of chromatin; DNA binding
Source: RefSeq, a predicted model, not a curated record